AUGAACACUACUUAUCACGACGAAAGCUCCGAGCUUGAUCUCCAUCCAUGGACCAAAAUUGCAACCAUCCUCCUAAUAACUCUCUUUCUUCCUUUACUAUGCAUUAGAAUCGUCCUUUCCACCACCCGCUCCAAGACCCGGAACCCACCGGGUCCUCGGGCCCUACCCGUAAUCGGCCACCUCCACCUUCUAAGCGCAAGGCUGCCCAAAUCCCUGGAAGCCCUCUCCAACAUCCACGGCCCGAUCAUGAGAAUCCUCAUGGGACCAACCCCGGUCUACGUGAUCUCCGACGCUGCCACGGCCCAACAAAUCCUCAAGGCCCACGACGUCGAUUUCUCCUCCAAGUACCCACUGGGCUUCGGCCUGUCGCGCUUCGACAUCUACGACGACUCCAGCUUCGUCAACGCCCCGUACGGCCCGUACUGGCGGUUCAUGAAGAAGCUCUGCAUGACCCAGUUGUUCGCUGGGCCGCAGCUGGGCCGGUUCGUCCACAUCAGGGAGCAAGAGACCUCCAAACUCCUCGAGUCACUCGAGAAGAAGUCGAGGCUUGGCGAGCCGUGCGAUCUGGGGAAGGAGCUGUCCGGUCUGGCAAACUGCAUCAUAUGUAGGAUGGUGAUGGGGAAGCGUUGCGCUGAGAGCCCGGAGCUGCCGUCGGUGAUCAGGGGGCUGGUGAGGAAGAUGAUGGAGAAGGCGGCGAAGUUGAGCUUCGUGGAGGUUUUCGGGCCGUUGAAGAGGUUUGAUGUGUUGGGGAAUGGGCGGCGGUUGGUGGCGGCGACUUGGGAGUACGAUCGUGUGAUGGAGGAGAUUAUGAGGAAGUAUGAGGUGGACGGUGACGUUGAUAGUCGUCGCUGGGAAGAAGAAAAGGAAGGAGGGAAGGAUGUGAUGGAUAUAUUGCUGGAGACUUACAGGGACCCUGAUGCGGAGUUGAAGCUGACCAGAAACCACAUCAAGAAAUUGUUUCUAGAAAUCUUCUUCGCCGGAGUGGACACAACAGCAGCAACCAUACAAUUUGCCAUCGCCGAGCUGAUCAACAACCCCAAGAUCCUCAAUCGGCUCAGACAAGAAAUCGACACAGUCGUUGGGUCUACUCGGGUGUUACAGGAAGCCGACAUCCCAAAACUGCCCUACUUACAAGCAAUAGUCAAGGAAACGUUCAGGAGGCAUCCCGCCGGCCCUUUGCUCCGCCGUCAGUGCAACGUGGAAACCAAGAUCAAGGGGUACGACAUAAAACCGGGCGAUAGGAUCAUUAUCAACGCCUACGCCAUCAUGCGCGACACCAUGACCUGGAAAGACCCCGACGAAUUCGUGCCAGAGAGAUUCUUACAACCUCCGGCGGCCACUGAUUCAGGGGGCUCCGAUACUAAUAUCUACCAAAUGGAUUACAAGGGUCAGGAUUGUCGUUUCCUCCCCUUCGGGAGCGGGAGGAGAGCUUGCCCGGGUACGUCACAUGGCUUGAUUGUGACCCACAUGGCAAUCGGAGGUUUAGUGCAAUGCUUCGAUUGGAAAGUGAAGGAUUCGGACAGGAUUGAUAUUAAGUUGGUUACAGGGUACUCUGGAGCCAUGGCUCUGCCUCUCAUCUGCUACCCCAUCUCCCGAUUUGAUUCUAUUUGA
Molecule: messenger RNA, 1611 nt
Organism: Linum tenue
Lineage: Eukaryota; Viridiplantae; Streptophyta; Magnoliopsida; Malpighiales; Linaceae
Source: the annotation of a GenBank genome assembly